AUGAACCCUCACACCAUUUCAGAUGGCCUUCCUGUACCUGGCUCUCCAGUACCAUUGGAAUUGGAAGAGGGCAAAAUAGGGGAGAGUUCUAACUUAAUCUUUGCAGACAAUUCUCUGGCAAUGACUGUAGACUACAUUGGCAAGCCUCCCAUCCCAUCACCUUCCUCUGCUGUUGCUCAUUCAUCAUUGUUCCCCUUGUUCAAUCAACAGUUGUUGCCUGCUGUCCUGUCUCCUCCCCCAAUCCUUUCUGAUUCAUCAUCACAUGCCACCCCCCCAUUCAGAUCUGAAUGGCCAUCACUUGCUAUCCCUUUGCCCCCCCUAUUUGGAAACCGACUCAGUGUUCCAUCUGUCCCCCCUUUUGUCUCUGACAGGGGGGAUCUUUCAUCAUUUGCUCUCCCAUCGCCCCCACUGUUUGGAAUUAAACAUCCAUUGCUUGGCAUUCCAUCUCCCCCUGCUCUCAUCACUGACAAGGGGGAUCCCAUCAGUCUGAAUGAUGACCCCAUCCCCUUCGUGUCCUGCUGCCCAAACAUUCAGCCAAUGCACCCAUCUCUCGAGUGCAACUCCUCUCUUCUGAAACCCAGGUCGGCUUCCACUCCAAACAUGGAUGAGUCAUCUGACUUGGACAUGUUGUCAUCAAAUCUUUUUUCAGGGCUUCAUAUGUCUUCAUCCUCCACUGUGCCAUCUGAUGAUAGCAACUGCAAGCUGUCAUCAUCCAAGCUGUCCUAUUGGUUGGAGCACAAGCACUCCCAAAUGGACUUUGACUACUGGAAGGUGAAGGAGAGGAAGUCUGCUCAUGUGGAGGAUCAGGAGCACCAGUUGCAAAUACAAUGCAAGCUGCAUGUGCAUGAGCAAGCAAUGGUGGCUCAGGAGGUUGAGAAGAUGAAGCUUGUGGUUCAGCUGGAGCAGCUUUGUGUUCAGAAUCUCACAUUGCAGAAAGGCAUUGCAGGUGGUGAGGACCAAGGUACUUCAUCUGAUAGUCAGAAUAUUCACUUCACCUUCUGA
Pisolithus orientalis is the source of this 1002-nucleotide messenger RNA. RefSeq lists its product as uncharacterized. The coding region runs from base 1 to 1002 and encodes 333 amino acids. NCBI's taxonomy places the organism in Eukaryota, Fungi, Basidiomycota, Agaricomycetes, Boletales, Pisolithaceae. The record is from RefSeq and is a predicted model, not a curated record. The transcript has 2 exons.